Molecule: messenger RNA, 687 nt
Organism: Metopolophium dirhodum (rose-grain aphid)
Lineage: Eukaryota; Metazoa; Arthropoda; Insecta; Hemiptera; Aphididae
Exons: 8
Source: RefSeq, a predicted model, not a curated record
AUGUCGAGAAGAACCAAUAAGAUAUUAGGACUAGUAAGUGAUUCUAAUGGUUGUAAUAUUAAUUAUAAAGUUCCUAAACCACACGUGCGUAGAAAUUUAAUCAGAGAGCUAAACUCAGCAAAACACACUUCAUUUUACAAUUGUAAAAAAAAUGUAUCAGAAUGGAUUAAUAAUAAUGACAGUGCAAAAUAUAAAAAGCAUGACGGUAAUUUUGUAGAUUUGGAAACUAUUAAUCCACCUGAACAUAUUUUAUCUUCAGUCAAAGAUGAUGCUAAUAAGGUUAUUGAGAAUGCUAAAAGUUUAAAUGAAGACAUACCUAUGCAGGAAGAUGAUAUAAGAAUAUGAUAUUGAGAUGUUAUGAGUAUAGACAACUUUGAAUAUAUAUUUUUAAACGAACCUGAACAAGCUACAGUCAAUAUUCAAAACAAAAUAAUAUCAAAUACAAUUUUCGAAUCUGAGACUAUAGAAGAAGUUGAACAUUUUCAAAAUGAAUGUGUAGAAACAGUUGAGUGUGUUGGAGUUUUUGAACAUUUGCAAAAUUAUAAUGAUCAGGAAAAAGCAAAUGACAUAAUAAAUGAUGUGCCUGAAAUCUGUAUGUCUAUAGUUGAAGAAAAUGUUCAUACACGAAAUGAAAAAAAAAGAGAGUCAUUCCCGAAUGGAAUGCGAUUCGGACCAUGCGAAAAUUGA